Messenger RNA from Pollicipes pollicipes, 3899 nucleotides. Its product is annotated as DNA repair protein complementing XP-C cells homolog. Gene Ontology annotation, cellular component: nucleus; nucleotide-excision repair factor 2 complex; XPC complex. The coding region runs from base 388 to 3753 and encodes 1121 amino acids. The record is from RefSeq and is a predicted model, not a curated record. Gene Ontology annotation, molecular function: single-stranded DNA binding; damaged DNA binding. The transcript is spliced from 7 exons. Gene Ontology annotation, biological process: mismatch repair; nucleotide-excision repair. NCBI's taxonomy places the organism in Eukaryota, Metazoa, Arthropoda, Thecostraca, Pollicipedomorpha, Pollicipedidae.
CAACGUUCGUCUAACAUGCGCUCGACUAUAGUGCUAUCAGCAAUCGUGUUGUUUUCCAAGCGAUUCCAUUUGUAAAAAUCGGUUUAGAUACGAUUGUGCACAAAACCAUGAACAGGCUUUGUAGCGCAGCCUUGCUUCGCUGCAGAUAUGCGUAGAAGGGCUAAAUUUCCCCAGAGGUGUACAGAAACAUGGACUCUAAAACCAGAAAGAGCCCGUGGGUGGCACCACACGGCUCUUGGCCUUGAAAUCUCGACUGUGGGGACGGGGGUUCCCGCGAAAUUCCCAGGAUUGUUACAUAACGAUUCGCAACCCUCUGUGAGUAUUGGAUUUCAUUGCAAAGCUCGGGAUUUUUCGGCUUCAGGAGAAUCUUGAUGAAGUAGUCAUAACAUGCCUCCCAAAAGGUCAACCCUCAGUGCCAGUGAAGUUAUGCUGCAGGUGCAAGGCCAGGCCAAACCACGUUCCAGGCAGCUUAAGAAAUUUCAACAUGCUCCUCACACCCCAGAAUUGACAUGCCCCAGAUCAGGUGAUGCUCAUUCAUUGUCUGGUCAGCUAAGUCCUGCAAAGAAAUUGGCAAGACUUAUGCGGGAACGUCCAGGGAGGCAGCCCCAUCCCUUGUCUGUCAAGAGGAAGCCAAGUGAGGAAAAUGGAGGAGUAAACACACAAUUAAAAAGUAAACCACCAAGGCUAGGGAAGGGGGCAAACAAAGGCUCCAUCAACCAAGGAUGUACCAAACAAAAGCAGGCACAUGGUCAAGACACUUCCCAUAUUAGCCAGAACAGUCAUGCUGGUUCAGGAGAACAAUCUUGUAAGAAGCAAUCUAGAAAGAAACACAGCCAUGAGAAACAGCCUGAAAAAGACCACCACAACAUCAGUGGCCUAUCUGAUAAAAGAAAACGUGAGCGCCUGCAGGAAAAAGCAUCUCAUGCAGGACAAACAAAAAAGCAGGUGCGCAAGGCACGCCAUAAGCCAUCUGAGCUGGUGCCAAAAUGCGAUCCCAGCCCAGCUGGAGGGGAUAUUGCCGCAUUGCUUCGACUGGGCGAGGGGCCCAGUGCGGAGGAGGCUGUCGUGUCGGACGACUCGGACUGGGAGGCCGUGGGGAACGCGGCCCACUCCUCCGACCUGGCCACCAAAGGCUUUGUGGAGGUCACCCUGCCUUCUGAGAUGGCCUUGCUGAAAAAGAAGAAGAAGAAAGUGUUUGACGUAGAGGCGCACCUGAAGCGCCAGAUCAGUCGUGUUCGACGUGAGGUUCAGGUGCUCAUUCACAAGACGCACCUGCUCUGCCUGCUGUCACGGAGUUUGCAGAUCAACUCGCUGCUCAACUCAGAGACCAUGCUGGCCUGUGCCAUGUCCAUGCUACCUUCGAAAUAUGCGUACCCCCCGAAGCGCGUGUCCCUGACCUACGUGGAAAAGUUCCUCAAGUGGUUUCGCGAGAAGGUUCCCUUGGAGUCGGCCGCCGACGGUCAGAAGCCCUCGGAAGAUGUGUUCCGCACACUGGAAAGUCGGCUGCGGCUGAAGAAGGCGUCCACCUCGCUGGAGCUGGUGUGCCUGUUCGUGCUGAUACUGCGGGCCAUCGGAGUCGAUUGCCGUCUGGUUAUGUCGCUGCAGCCGUCUCCUCUGAAGCCGGCCCCCGUUUCCGCCGUGUCCGCGACUGCCACGCCGCCCAAGUCUGCACCCAAGGUGAAAAAGGAGCCGAGCGGCAAAACGCCGAAGCGGGACGGCGCUAAGGCGAGCACAGGCACCAGGAAGGCCACCUCAGCAAGCCAGCCGAAGCCGAAGAAAGGCGCGGCGUCGGCGUCAGUUCCAGCAGCGGCCACCAGAGCGGGCUUCGAGCGCAAGGGCAAGCGCCGACCUCGGCUGCCGUCCGAUUCGUCCGAUGACUACGAGCCGGCCGGGCCGUCCUUCCGAGGCGAACGAGACCGGCGUGUGCUGAGCAGCUCCAGCGAGCCGGAGCCGGGCGGCGGCCGGCCGGCGCGCGCCGCCGUCGACCACUGGGCCGAGGUGUACGUCGAGGAGGAGCUGCGCUGGCUCUGCGUUGACGUCACCGGCGGCGGCGGCGUGCACUGCGUCUCUCAGAUCAGGAAACGGGCCAGCUGCCCGAUGACAUACGUCCUCGGCCUGGACAAUGGCGGCCACGCGAAGGACCUCACCGCCCGCUACGACCCCAAGUGGCAUUCCACGACACGGAAACUGCGCGUCGAACCCGACUGGUGGGAGCAGGCCAUCCGCGCGUGGAAGGGAGGACACUCACGGAGGGACAGGGAGGAGGACGAAGAGCUGGAGAAGGAUCUUCAGGAGAGGCCCAUGCCCCAGUCCAUUGCCGAGUUCAAGGACCACCCGCUAUACGCGCUGGAGCGACACCUGCUGAAGUUCCAGGCUAUCUACCCGCCGUCGGCCGUGCCGCUCGGCUACCUGGGCAAGGGCGAGCGGCGCACGCCCAUCUACGCGCGCGAGUGCGUGCACACGCUGCACUCGCGCGAGACGUGGAUCAAGCAGGCGCGCUCCGUGCGGCCCAAUGAGGAGCCCUAUAAAAUCGUCAAGGCGCGUCCCAAAUGGGACCGGGUGUUGCAGAGGGCCAUCACGGACCAGCCGCUGCCGGUGUUCGGGCGCUGGCAGACGGAGCAGUACGUGCCGCCUACAGCCGAGGGCGGCGUGGUGCCCCGCAACGCCUACGGCAACGUCGAGCUGUUUAAGCCGAGCAUGCUGCCCGGCGGUACCGUCCACCUGGCCGUGGACGGCCUCAGCCGGGUGGCGAAGAAGCUGGGCAUCGACUGCGCGCCGGCCAUGGUCGGUUGGGAUUACCACUGCGGCGGCUCGCAUCCCGUCUUCGAGGGCUACGUGGUGUGCGAGGAGUUCCAGGACACGCUCAUGGAGGCCUGGGAGCAGGAGCAGCGCGAGGCUCGGCGGCGGCAGCGCGAACGGCACGAGAAGCGCGUGCUCGAUAACUGGCGCCGCCUGACUCGUGGCCUGCUCAUCCGGCAGCGGCUGGCCAACAAGUACAGCUUUCAGGACGGGCCAGCGGCCAAGAAGCGGCCCGGCCCAGCCGACCAGCCGGCCGCAGCCAGCAAACGCGCCCGGCCUUUGCGGCCCGCCCAGCAGCAGCAGCAGCAGCGGCAGCCCAAUGCGGAGCCGAAGCUGGAGCCCGAGUCAGAGCCCGAGCUAGGGCUGAAGCGGGAGCCCAAGGAAGAGCCGGAUCCGGUGCUGAGGCCCAAGCCGAGACUCGCGGCGAAGCUCAAGGCCAGGCUUGAGCCCAAGGAGGAGCCGGAUAAGGAGCCCCAGCUGACUAAGGAGGAGGCGGCUCGUCGCGUGGAGGCCUCCAUCGCCGGGAUGGCGCUCGGUCGGCUGGCGCUCAGCUCCGACAGCGAGGCGGAGGAUGACACGGGCGCGGCCGCGCCGCCGCCGGCGCAGCGACAGAGCCCGCCAGCCGCCUCCGCUGCUGCCUCUACAUCUGCCUCCGCUGCUUCUGCCUCUGCCUCUGCCUCCGAUACCGCACCAGCCAAGCGGCGCCGCCGGCCAGUCGCCUCCGCCGGGAGCAAAAGGCGCCGCCGACCGUUACCCGCUGACGAGGCGAAGCCGGAGCUGACGGCGCGCGCGCCGUCGUGUCGUCGGCCGCGCCGCGCCGUCGACUACCGCGAGGCGGUCGACUCGGACAUGGAGCCGCCGCUGCGAGACGACGACCUGACCUCGGACGAGGAGCAGCCAUUCGUCACGGCCGCGGUACACGCCGACAGCUCAGACGACUUCGAAGGGUUCUGAGCGCGGGCCGGACCGCGUCGUAGCCCUGUGAACUUGGGUGAGGUCGGCACGGGCCCGUGGACGCAUUAGAUGUAUAGCGUAGUCAUGCUUUUCCGAACGAAGGUUUUUUCUCAGGAUGUUUGAUCAUCUCCGAUAGUGCGUGCUCC